Messenger RNA from Leptopilina heterotoma, 1370 nucleotides. It is a transcript of the gene Vps25, whose product is annotated as vacuolar protein-sorting-associated protein 25. NCBI's taxonomy places the organism in Eukaryota, Metazoa, Arthropoda, Insecta, Hymenoptera, Figitidae. The record is from RefSeq and is a predicted model, not a curated record. Bases 118 to 645 code for a protein of 175 amino acids. Gene Ontology annotation, cellular component: ESCRT II complex. Gene Ontology annotation, molecular function: structural molecule activity; protein homodimerization activity. The transcript is spliced from 4 exons. Gene Ontology annotation, biological process: protein transport to vacuole involved in ubiquitin-dependent protein catabolic process via the multivesicular body sorting pathway.
AAAAUAUCGUCUGCUAGUAAGCGCUGACGUAAACAUUUGUUGUUGAUCUUUUGUUGAUAUUUCUUGUUAUUUACUGAAUUAAUAAUAAUAUAGUGUUAAAAUAUACUGUUUAUCAUAAUGACGGAAAUAAAUUGGUCUUGGCAGUUUAGUUUUCCUCCCUUUUUCACACUUCAACCUCAUUCCGAGACGAGAGAAAAACAGUUACUUGCGUGGAAGAAUUUAGUUUUAGAAUAUUAUAAAGUUACAAAACAAGCAAUUGUAGAUAUUCGUGAAGUUCAAUCGAGUCCAUUAUUUAACAACACAGCCAUAAACAGAAAAUUACCUUCGGACGUGGUUCUUUUAAUUUUAGAGGAAUUAUCAAAAUCAGGAAAUGCCUGCCCUCUUGAUAAAGCGAAACAAAGAUGGUUAGUUUAUUGGCAUACAUUAGAAGAAUGGGGAGAAAUUGUCUAUAAUUGGGCUCAAGAAAAUGGUUUUGUUGGAUCCGUUUGCACAUUGUUUGAAUUGACACAAGGAGAAGACACUGCAGAUCAAGAAUUUCAUGGACUCGACACCGAAGUUUUAAUCAGGUCGUUAAAAAAGUUGGAAGUCUCUCAGAAAGCUGAAUUAAUUAUGUUUGACGAUAAUCAGGGAGUGAAAUUCUUUUAAAGUUUAAUUUCAAAUCAAAAAUUUAUUAUAGCAAUUAUUUUAUUUAUUAAGAUUUUCAAAAUAUAUAACAAGAAAUGUUUAUACUUAAAAAUAUAUAAGAAAGUGGUCAAUAAGUUUCUCAAAAAGUGAUUAAUUUUAAUAAUUUCAUUUUUAAUUAAUAAUAAUUAAGUAACAGUUGAGUUUUUAAAAUACAUUAUUCAUUUUUUGAAGUUUUGUUUCAUACUAUAAACACUGAAAACUUUAAAUAGUAUUCCUUUUAGAAAUUUGUAGUUUCUGAGUGAAAAACUUUACAAAAAUUAUAAAUAUAAAUAUAAAAUUAUAAACAAUUUUCGUAAAUUUUAUUUAAAAAAAAAUAUUUUCCUUUUCUAAUUAAAAUAGUUGUGUCGGUUCUUUCAUACAUUGAAGACAUUAAUAAAUCUUUGGUAAAUAUAAAUUUCAAAGUGAAAGCGUAUUUUUUUGUAAUUUACAAUGUUAUGGAGAAAUUACUUAUUGGGAAAUAAUUUCUAGGGUAAGAUUACAUUUUUAACACAGUCAAUAGGUUUUUUUUCUCUGACGAAAAAAUUUGAUUGUUAUUCGGUAAUAUUUUUUCGUUCUCUUACUUUUGCUUCCUCGUGGAGGAAGCUUUGUAGUCGUUUAAUUUACAAAAUUUUUAAAAAUCCUUUAAACAAAAUUUCUUCUAUAUAGGACUAUGUUAUAUAAGACCCUGAACAAUUGUCCGGAUGUAC